Kwoniella shivajii is the source of this 2145-nucleotide messenger RNA. RefSeq lists its product as uncharacterized. The transcript is spliced from 2 exons. Lineage: Eukaryota; Fungi; Basidiomycota; Tremellomycetes; Tremellales; Cryptococcaceae. The coding region runs from base 1 to 2145 and encodes 714 amino acids. The record is from RefSeq and is a predicted model, not a curated record.
AUGGACAUGGAUAUGGACGUAGCCUGGUGUCUGACAUGCUCAAAGCAGACCCGGGAUCCUCGCAGCCCGUAUUGCAGCGAGGCUUGUCGAGAUCAAGAUGCCAAUUCGAAUGUUAACCCAAAUGGUCUCAUACCUCUCACAUCUCCUGUCCCCCCUGGUCUCAUCCCUUCCCCCACUAAAGCAACAUCCCCUUCCGGACACCCUACUCCUCGAGCUAAUAACUCUCCCGUGCGUCGACCGUCGAUCGGCCCUCUCGCUCCUCUCCCUACUUCGUUCCGCUCAAAGCCUUCUGUUCGAGACAGAAGAGCCUUCUCCUUCCCUGCCACUAACUCGGUCGCACCGAUACCUAUUAAAAUGAAUAACUCUCGUCGACCUACUCAAACCAUCGAAACCCUUCAAUUCGCUCGUAGGACGAAUCCCAUUUCCGUCAAUAUGACAGCUUCUCCUAGCCAUACUGGACUUUCGGCUCCUCGCAUGAAGGGAUUCGACAAACUGUCGAAGACGACAGGAUCCAAUACGCCCGUCAUAUCAGAUUCAGCGUUCUGCUCAACAUCUGAAAGUAGCGAUAACGAAGCCGUCGAUAUAGGCGAUGUAUCGCCCAUGAAAAUGCCUAAAGCACUAACUCCACUUGACACAACUGUCAGGCCUAGUGUCACCAAACGAUCCGGAGUCUCCAACGCUUUUAUGGCCGCUCCCCUUUUUGGUCAACCUCCCACUUCUUCCCCUCUUCCAGCGGCACGGCCUGGUUUUAUCUCACGUAAAUCACCGAGUCCUGUAGCUGCGAUGAUAGCUUCAUCAGCUUCUUCAAAGAGCAGAGAUGACAUUGUCAGCUGGCUCAACGAAGUCAAGCGUCUGCCACCUAAAGACGAGGAUGGCCGUGAUCCCAGUGUCCAGUCCUUCGAAGGCAGCUACCAACCCCGAGGUAGAUCUCGCACACGAAGAGAAGUACUUGCCAACCUUCCCCCACCUAGUCAAGCGUCUUUAGAUGAGCAUGAUGGAGAGAAUGGAUUACUUGGUACCACACCGAAAGGAAGAAUAGGUUCGGCCUUUGCUGGUCUUACAUCAUUUGGAGGGUUUGGUGUAGGUCCAAUAGUAAAGGCUCUCACGAGUGUGACAUCUACUACAUCGGUCCAGUCUCCAUCGACAGCGAACUCUUCUACCGGUCUUGGUCUCCAAUCAGUCCCGCUCCCAACGGAAGUCUCUCGCGUACCUGUUACUGUUGCUGCUACUGCACCCAGUGAGACUGAGUCACAUCUUUACUUGCAAAUGGGUGGUACUACUCCAACGCUCUCUACAAUAUCCGUAUCGGAACUGGUAGAUCCGUUGACUGAUAAUGGUGAUCAUAUUGACUUCAUGACUUCGACCGAUGAUCAAUCAGCAACUGGUUCUUCCUCUUUCGCUAGAAGACGAUUAUCAGCAUAUGCUCCUGGCAAAGCAACCACUUUGGUUUCAAAUCAAGGCAUACAUGCUCCCGCUAAACCAAUAACUUCAACUGCUUCUGCCAUUUGGAAUCUUUCUACCUACCUGCGAUCCUUCGCUCCCUUUUCAAUAUCGUCAGUCGUUCCAUCACCAAUACCGAAUAGAACUCCCAUUGCUCAGGUGAACAACACAAAAACUCACCUUUCCCCUCGUCCGCAACUUCCUCAAUAUGUGGAACUACCUGUCUCUGCUCCAGUACCAGCGGCUAGACCUGCUGUCCCAGCGGAAGCAGAAUCUCCUGCUCAGCAAAUGGUCCGAAGUCUACCCAUGGAUAUAGUUUUACCCGUAGGCGGAGAAAACCCACACAUGGAUCGUAUCCGUCAAAGGGAAAUCAGAGAAUGGAUUGGUACACCUUCUUCAACAAGUCACUCUCGUUCUCAAACUCAAUCUCGCAGGAGAGAUAAGUCAAGAACUGGGUACGAUUCUAGGUCUGCAUCACACUCUCAUUCUAGGCAUGGCAGAAAAAUAUCUUACGAUGCUGACGCCAGCGGAGAAGAAGAUGGGAAUGGCGAAGUGGAGCGAAGAGGCAGGAGUAGGAGGGAGAAAGGUCUCCCCGGACAGUCCCACUCCAGGAGCAGGAGAGGAUCAGAUGCUAAAAUCGAGGCCUCAGAGGACGAAAGGGGUAGGGACCGAGGCAGAGAUAGGGAAAGGACAGUCAGAGUAUAA